GUCGCACAUGUGAUCAGUGAAACGUCCUUUCCUUUUCCUUUUUUUUUCUUUCCUUUAUCGACUGCAAUUUUCCGGAAAAAAAAACCGCGGACACAAGUAACCUGUGAUUGUGAGUUCCAAGUGGCAGUAGAACUUCUUCGAUAAGAGAAGACGGAGCAAAUGUAAGUUACCGUGAGACAUUAGUGUUGUAAUUUUCGCGUUGACCAGUUCUAAAGCCCUGCGCGUUCGCCCUGUCUCUUCCCUCGAGAAGUUUGCGAUCUCGCCUACGAAUUUCCCCCUUGAAAGAUUCGCGCCUGAGCGUAUUCCGUUCGAGUAGGAUCCCGACGUAGUGCGAGCCGACCACGUGUAUUACACGCGUGCACGUGUGGUGCGACAAAGUGAUUAAUGUACCUGUAUUUCGAUUGUAAAGCGGCGAGAUGAAUAAUAACCACUACGACGGUGAGACCACGCCGGAGGAGACCGCGGAGGAAGACAACAUUGUCGUUGACCAGAUGAGCUCGCAGAUGAACUCGCAGAUGAACUCGUCGCGCACGCUCGCCGACAUCAUCGAUCCACAGAUCCCGUCGACGUCUGGCAUGGGUCAUUCUCAGCAACAGUCUCAACGGCAACAGCAGCAACAGCAGCAGCAGCCGCAACUUUCUAUAGAUCCUAGCGUCAGAAGGUACAGGACCGCCUUCACGAGAGAGCAACUAGCUCGUCUGGAAAGAGAAUUUAGACGAGAAAAUUAUGUGAGCCGACCGAGAAGGUGCGAGUUGGCUGCGGAGCUCGGCCUGCCGGAAUCAACGAUAAAGGUGUGGUUCCAGAACCGUCGCAUGAAGGACAAGAGACAGCGGAUGUCCAUGGCGUGGCCCUUUCCGCUCUAUUCGGAACCUGCGCUAGCGCUGCUCGCGGCCGGGCUGCAGCCCAUGGUCUACCCGCCCGGCGUCGCCGGGGCGGCGAACGUACCGGCGACGGCACACCUGGCACCCUCGGCGACACCGUUCUCGAGCGCGAUCGCCGCUGCCGCGGCUACCUACUGUCGCUACGGGUAUCACCCGUCCACGUCGUUCCAAUUGCCUCGACCGACGCGCGUCACUCCGUACCCACUACCGUCCUCGCAUCUGCCGCCGCCGCCGGCUCUGCUGAAUAUGUCCAACGUCGCCGGCCCCGCCGGCUUCCACGCGAUGAGCAACCACCCACCGCCACCGACCACCCUGGCGUACCGGCCGGUGUUGCACGAUCAGCACAGCCCGACGAACUCUGACACCUCGACCAGCGACUGCGUCGACUACGACAACGCGGCUUGCAGCGCGACGUGCCUGCAGCAGUCGCCGUUGCACCCGCACCACUCGGCCCAGCAACAUCCGCAUCUGCAUCCGCAUCCGCAUCCGCAUUCGCAUCACUUGCACCACGCGCACCACGUGAGCGUGCCCACGACCGUCGCGUCGACGUCCCUGCUGCCGCAGCGGGACAGGUUCGCCAUCACCGGCGACGAGAUCCAGCAGCCGCAGUUGAGGCUCAACGGUAUGAGCGUGCCGGUCGUAGCGGUACUGCCCUUCGAGAACAACGCGAGCACCUCGUACAAUCACGUGUCGAUCCCUUCGACGUCGGGGAUCUCCUCGUCACCGCCCCCGUCGCUGAACAAGCCCGAGCCGGAGCAGCAGCAGCAGCCACCGCAGCCGGCGCAGCCCAAGUUGUUUCAGCCGUACAAGAACGACACCCCGGACAAGCCGGAUCAAAACGGUACGAUGUAAAAUAGCUGCGAACGUGACUAUGUGUAAUUACGACGACUGAUUGCAAUCGUACACAUCAAUUAUGUGUACAUCUGUAUAUAUGCAUGAACGCGCUCCCUCUCAAUUACCUGUUUACCGUGUUACGUCACUUCGUACACUACGCGGCUAUUCUUUGCGCGUACACGGACGCGACGUUUGUACAUACGUAUUACGAUAUUCGAUAUCUGGGGCCGGGUCCGAAUACAAGACGUGGAAAAGACCACGUCGUAGAUCCGCUCUGUCCCCUAGGGACAGUUUCGCAAACGUCGGUCAACUGCUAACCGAAGGAUAAUUGAUCCUCUUCUUAGGCCCGGUAUCACCAAACGUCGCUUAACUUUAAUCUUAGUUUAAUUCGCGUUCGUCUCUUUCUGAA
Vollenhovia emeryi is the source of this 2124-nucleotide messenger RNA. Its product is annotated as segmentation protein even-skipped. The record is from RefSeq and is a predicted model, not a curated record. The transcript is spliced from 3 exons. Bases 417 to 1733 code for a protein of 438 amino acids. Gene Ontology annotation, cellular component: nucleus. Gene Ontology annotation, biological process: regulation of transcription by RNA polymerase II. NCBI's taxonomy places the organism in Eukaryota, Metazoa, Arthropoda, Insecta, Hymenoptera, Formicidae. Gene Ontology annotation, molecular function: RNA polymerase II cis-regulatory region sequence-specific DNA binding; DNA-binding transcription factor activity, RNA polymerase II-specific.